ACGGGGCAGAUCCCUCCGCGCCCCGCGGGCACCAGAUCGACAAAGACGGACCCGCCAAGGGGGCGGAGGAAAGCGAAAACGACAGGCUAGACUGCAAAUCGAGACACGGGCUACGAUCCGUCGGCCCAAUGGGCGCCAGGAAGGGCCCGGCAUAGCGGAGGAAGUGUCGGAGCGGGCGUUGUCCUUGGCUGACGAGAGUAUCGGGGUGCUGGCCUCUCGCCCUGGUGGUGCCACUACUGUCUUCGGAAAGAUUAUCGGCGAGGCGUUUCUGUGGUAUCGUCAGCGACAAAGACUAGGAGUGCGGUGCGUUCCGUGAUCUUUUGCCCCUAGACAGGACGCUUUUCCUAGUCAUGCCUGAGGAGCCAAUUAUCGAGUUGUCUGAAGCAGGAGAUUCUGGUGAAUGUUGCGGUGCGUUCCGUGAUCUUUUGCCCCUAGACAGGACGCUUUUCCUAGUCAUGCCUGAGGAGCCAAUUAUCGAGUUGUCUGAAGCAGGAGAUUCUGGUGAAUGUUGCGGUGCGUUCCGUGAUCUUUUGCCCCUAGACAGGACGCUUUUCCUAGUCAUGCCUGAGGAGCCAAUUAUCGAGUUGUCUGAAGCAGGAGAUUCUGGUGAAUGUCUUCUUGGGCAUGUAAUGAUUGUUGGCGAGAUGUGUGUUGCUCACCUGAGCCUGACCAAUGGAUUCCGGAUGGUUGUGGAUGAAGGGCCCGAGGGUGGGCAGUCUGUCUGUCGCAUACAUCUACCCGUUCUGGGUGGCCAUCAGUUGGGCUGGCCGCCUGGCUAAGAUUUUGGCACCGCAAGAGUUGCUGCACGUGUGCAAAUCUCCACUGGAUGGAUUUCAUUUGUUGCCCAUCAAUCUAGCAGCUUUUGAUGAAUAAUUUUUUUUUCCACUGUUUCUGUAGAAGGUAAUAAAAGCUUUGCGCAGCAGUUGCACAAUAAAGAUUUGUCAUGGGGAUAUCA
Messenger RNA from Catharus ustulatus (Swainson's thrush), 955 nucleotides. Its product is annotated as histidine triad nucleotide-binding protein 1-like. The transcript is spliced from 5 exons. NCBI's taxonomy places the organism in Eukaryota, Metazoa, Chordata, Aves, Passeriformes, Turdidae. Gene Ontology annotation, cellular component: cytoplasm; nucleus. The record is from RefSeq and is a predicted model, not a curated record. Gene Ontology annotation, molecular function: hydrolase activity. Bases 351 to 779 code for a protein of 142 amino acids. Gene Ontology annotation, biological process: purine ribonucleotide catabolic process.